Vombatus ursinus (common wombat) is the source of this 3562-nucleotide messenger RNA. RefSeq names its product cytochrome b561. Bases 112 to 870 code for a protein of 252 amino acids. Gene Ontology annotation, cellular component: lysosomal membrane. The record is from RefSeq and is a predicted model, not a curated record. NCBI's taxonomy places the organism in Eukaryota, Metazoa, Chordata, Mammalia, Diprotodontia, Vombatidae. Gene Ontology annotation, molecular function: oxidoreductase activity. The transcript is spliced from 6 exons.
CUGUACCGCCGGGUGUCCCGCGGGCGCUCCCGGCCCCCUGUACGUCCGGGCUCAGUGUCCGCGUCCCACCGUUCCUCGCCGGGGCUGCGCGGGCUCAGUGUAAACCCCGGGAUGGAGGCUGCUGGAGGCAUGGUGUCCACUCCCAAAGCACUGCCCUACUUUGUGGCUCUGUCCCAGAUUCUGGGCCUGACUGUGGUGGCUAUAACCGGAGCGUGGCUUGGCCUCUACCGUGGUGGCCUUGCCUGGGAGAGUGCCCUUCAGUUCAACGUGCAUCCACUCUGCAUGGUCAUAGGCAUGGUCUUCUUGCAGGGAGAUGCUCUACUAGUUUACCGGGUCUUCAGGAAUGAGGCCAAGCGUACCACAAAGAUUCUGCAUGGGCUGCUGCACAUCUUUGCUCUUGUCAUCGCUUUGGUCGGACUUGUGGCUGUGUUUGAGUAUCACAAGAAGAUGAGCUAUGCUGAUCUGUAUAGUCUGCACAGUUGGUGUGGGCUCCUCGUCUUCAUCCUCUAUUUAGUGCAGUGGCUAAUGGGCUUCAGCUUCUUCCUGUUCCCUGGAGCAUCAUUCUCCCUUCGAAACCGAUAUCGCCCACAGCAUAUCUUCUUUGGCGCCACCAUCUUCCUCCUUUCUGUGGGCACAACCCUGCUGGGUAUCAAGGAGGCGCUGCUAUUUGGGCUCAUGAACAAGUACAGUACGUUCCACCCUGAGGGCAUCUUGGCCAACAUCUUGGGCCUGCUGCUGAUCUGCUUUGCUGUGGUUGUGCUCUACAUCCUGACUAGAGAGGCCUGGGUUCGGCCCCCCCGGGCUGAGGAGCAAGCGCUGUCCAUGGACUUCAAGACUCUGACAGAAGGGGACAGCCCCAGCUCUCAGUGAUGGCUGGAGCUUGCCAUGAUGGGAGGAGGGUAGUGGGUGUGUGCUGAGGAACCUCUUCAGUUCCAUGUGGGUGUUGGAAUAGGUCUUUGUAUUCCCUCCUUCCUGUCGUGGUCAUCCUGCUGUCCUUCUCAGAGAUCACAGAAUACCACAGCUAUUCCUGAGGAGUAGCAGGAUAUUAAGGGAAAGGUGCCCCAGGAUUGAUACUGGGGAUAGUCUGAAUGAUACUCAGUGUCUAACCCUGGCUGCUGGAGGCUUAGUUUGUCUCUCCCAGACUUCCUCUUGUCCUUUUGCUUUCCUUCUCCAUACCUUGCCUCUUGGCAAAAUUAGUAGCUUGUCCACCUCGUGCAGCUCUUCCUGCCCUCAAACAGAGCCAGCCCAGGAGCAGGGGACUUGCAGAGAGAGGGUGAAGGAUCCUUAGAGACUUACCGGUCAAAAAGGUGGUUCAGCAUUCAGGUGCUCAAUUAACAAGGUCUUUUGGAGCUGAAAGGGAAACACCAUUAUUUUACAGAUGAGGAAAGUGAGGAAAGUGAUGCCUGAAGUCAUUACUUGCACAGCUGUUGUACCAUUAGCUCUUCUGAAGGUGGCUUUAAAGCAAUGGUUCUAAAACUUUUUGGCUUCAGGACCCCAUUACUCUCUUAAGGUUGAAGACCCCCUAAAAAGCUUUUGUUUAUGUGGGUCAUAACUGUGUUAUUUACUGGAUUAGAAAUUAAAAUGCCUUGCUAUUCUGAAAAUACCUCAUGACAUGUGACCUCACAGAUCCCCUGAAAGAGUCUCAAGGACCACGGGGGUCCCUGGACCACACUUUGAGAACCACUGCUCUAAAGUAAACACAUAUUUUCAAGAAAAGUUCCCUGUUAAGGAACUGGGGUUCUGGGUUCUGAUUUCCUUGGCUAGGAAGCCCGACUUGAGGAGAAGCUGUAGAGCUCUGUAUUGCUAAGAUAGAGGUUGGUUAGGGAUGCUGGGCCUAGCAUUGAGAAGGACAUUCUGGUGGCAGGAGUCUGAGGAAAAGCACCAGGGGCCUCAGGUAUUCACAAAUUGGCACCAAAGGCCAUUCUCCGUGCUUACACCAAAGUCAAACUAAACAUUCAGCUGUUCCAAACAAAGCAUCAGCCUUUGGCAGUGGGAAACAAUUGAGAUCACAUGGAAAACAUAUUUGUGCUCAGAGUGAUGUUCUCAGGGCUAAGUUACGGCCUUGUGACUCUUGUUCUUUUUUGUGCUCCUCUCCCCCACUGCUGUGGUGAUGGAAUGGUGUCAUUAAGUAUUUGGUUUUACACAGGACCAUUAAGCUCCUACAGUGUAGCUUUUUCUCCUUAAAAAAGACAGGUAUAAUAGGGUGUGGGUACUAGUUUUAGGACUGUUUACUCACAUGCUAUAUAGGAUAGGUUUUCUUGCAGCCUGCCUCAAUCUGGCUUUGGAAGGUGGUAGAGGUCUUUUCCCUCUCCACUGGCCUGGAUCUUAGGAGUCCUGGGCACUGGAGGAAGAGGCUGGCUGUUUGCCAAAUAAGUUUGACACUGCCUUGCAAAGGGAAACUGGGGUUCCAAACCCCUUGAUAUUGAAUGAAAGGCUUCAGUUGUUAUAGAACAUGAGGUCUGGUACUGCUUCAUUCACCCUGUGAGCAAAGCUUCUGCCAAGAUGGUAUUAGAGCUGGCUUGGCUUCUGCUUCUCUGUAUUCUACCUGGGGUAUCUGGAAGCAGUAGGGACAAAGUCAGAAUUGUACUAGUCUUUUAAGUGUGUGAGCCCCAGGUUUUAAAUUUGAUGUUCCACUCUGAAAGCGUGUUGUGCUGUAAUCUGAGUCACUGUUUGACCCAAGUCCAAAAAUAACAUGAUUAGAGCAUCAGUCUUGGACUUGGCAAAUAAUUCCCCCUCACCCCCCCAGCCUUUUUUCCCCCCUUUUGCUUGUGAUUUGAACAACACAGCACAAUGUGUGGAUGCUUGUGUUUUACUCUUGACCAGUCUUUGAGGUGGAUGGACUCGGGCAGUUUAUUUAAUGAAGAAAUUGUCUCCAGCAGCAGUACAGCUAGUGUUUCUUUUAAGAGAGGCUGCUCAUUCUGACUGUGCUCCUCUGCGUUCAGAUUUCCAUUAAAAAAUAAUCUUUUCCAUAGGCAGGGGUGUGGGUAGGAAUACUUUCUUUCCAAAUAAAUGAGUCACUUCUCGGGUCAGGCAGUUGUUAAGUCUUUCCUCUCCCCAAUACUGUAGCAGGGGGUUGCCUGUGGGCUCCUCCCUUGAAGGAUGCUCUUCUUUUCUUCCCUUAGACCCUAGGAUAUUAAUGUCUGACUUACAUUGAAAUGCCAGGGUCAGGUACUAUUCCUGUCUAGGUUCUACAGUCCCCUGGCCACUUGAACACCUAAUUUCUAUAUGGGAUUGUUGCAUCUUGGACAAAUUGCCAAAAUAUAAUUAUAUAAUCAUUUUAAACAGAAUGACAGUCCACAGGAAAAUGUAGCUUUUGGCUGAUAGCUUAUUGCCAAGUUAUAUUUUUCUCCCAAAUUUACUUUAAAGGAGCUAAGUUUUAGGUCAAUCAGGAGGCUCUCCAAGUCAGCAAAAUUCUAGGGUAAUUCUUACAGGAAACUUUUGUCUCCUCCACCCCACCCCCCAAGAAAACCCCCCUAUAUUUGGCUAGUAGUCAGUCUUCUGUGAAAUAUGUUUGUGUUGGUGUAAAAAACAGAUAAUUCAAUAAACGUCUGCAGCAAAUCUA